AUGGAAAAGACCAAAACCAAGCAAGGAGAUAAUGAACAUAAGCCAAUGAAUAAUCCUUCUGCACAGAUUUACCAGUUGCAGGCUCUAGCCUCUGAACUCAAAACUGGCUUCACAGAAGCAAUGCAAGAAUUGUCAAGAAUUCAACAUGGAGAAUAUGCUUUGGAAGAGAAGGUUAAGAGCUGCAGAUGUUCCAUGGAAGAGAAAGUUACUGAGAUGAAGAAUUCAUUGAACUAUUUUAAGGAAGAGCUGAGCAAUGCCAUGUCAAUGAUCCAGGCCAUCACUUCCAAACAAGAAGAAAUGCAACAGAAAAUUGAACAGCUUCAACAGGAGAAGCGAAGAGAAUCUCGAAAAGUUAAAGCCAAGAAAACUCAGAAAGAAGAACAUGGAUCACAGGCUGGACCUGCUCAAGCACAAGGAAGUCCUUUCCGUUCCAUCAACAUCCCUGAGCCUGUUCUUCCAAGUGAAGACUUUACAAACCUUUUGCCUUCUCAGGCCUAUGAAAAAGCGCAAGAGACCAGAUCCAUGCACGUAGGAGACAGCAAUGUGAAGGGAAUAAUGGGUUCUGGAAUGACCCCAACUCCAGAAGCAGAAGAAAACCUUAAGCCUUGCCUCUCGGCUGAUAUCCAACCCAAGAGUCAUCUCCCACCUGGUGUGUGGAGGCAGCCUAAGGAUACUAAAGACUGGGGUGAAGAAUACGUCACAAAAGACCACCCAGAUAAACUCAAGGAAGUGGGCCAGGGCAGACAUAGCUCCUUGGAAAAUGUUUUAUGUGAAACUUCUUUAGCUGCUAAAAGACAGACUGUGGCUCUAGAACUGCUUGAAUCAGAAAGAAAAUAUGUCAUUAACAUCUCUCUGAUCCUGAAGAUCAAGGCAACAUUCCAGGGGUCAGAUGGAAAGAGGAAUUCUAAAGAGAGAAGCCUCUUCCCUGGCUCUUUACGGUACAUUGUCCAGCAGCACCUGGAUUUGCUUCAUGCUCUGCAGGAAAGGGUCUUGAAGUGGCCACGCCAAGGAGUCCUUGGAGAUUUAUUCCUUAAGUUAACAAAUGAUGAGAAUAAUUUUUUGGAUUAUUAUGUUGCUUACCUGAGGGACUUGCCUGAAUGCAUCUCUUUGGUUCAUGUGGUUGUUCUGAAGGAGGGUGAUGAAGAGAUUAAGUCUGACAUCUACACAUUGUUUUUUCACAUAGUCCAGCGCAUCCCUGAAUAUCUGAUACAUCUACAGAAUGUCCUGAAGUUUACAGAGCAGGAACACCCUGACUAUUACCUACUUCUGGUGUGUGUUCAGCGCCUGCGAGUAUUUAUCUCACACUACACCCUGCUGUUUCAGUGCAAUGAGGAUUUGCUUAUUCAGAAACGGAAAAAGCUCAAGAAGUCAUCCAUGGCGAAGCUGUACAAAGGGCUGGCUUCCCAGUGUGCAAACGCCGGGCAAGACGCUUCUCCCACUGCAGGCCCUGAGGCUGUCCGUGACAGUGGCAUCCACUCCGAAGAGAUGCUGCAACCCUACCCUUCCGCUCCCAGUUCCGGCCCUGCUGUCACACAUUUGAUGCCCCCAGUGAAGAAAAGCCAACAGCAGCAAAGCUUGAUGGAGAGCAUGCAGCCCGGGAAGCCCAGUGACUGGGAGAUGGAGGGCAGAAAGCACGAGAGGCCCGAAAGCCUCCUGGCGCCUGCGCAGUUCUGUGCCGCUGAGCAGGACGUGAAGGCGCUCGCCGGGCCCCUGCAGGCCAUCCCAGAGAUGGACUUCGAGCCGUCGCCGGCGGAGCAGCUGGGCAACGUGGAGCGCUCCCUGCGCGCCCCGGCCGAGCUCCUGCCCGACGCCCGCAGCUACGUGCCCGCGGCCUACGAGGAGUUUGAGUAUGGCGGCGAGAUCUUCGCGCUGCCCGCGCCCUACGACGAGGAGCCCUUCCAGGCUCCGGCCCUCUUCGAGAACUGCUCGCCCGCCUCUUCCGAGUCCAGUCUGGACAUCUGCUUCCUGCGGCCCGUCAGCUUCGCCAUGGAGGCCGAGCGGCCCGAGCACCCGCUGCAGCCGCUGCCCAAGAGCGCCACGUCACCGGCGGGCAGCAGCGGCGCCUACAAGCUGGAGGCGGCAGCGCAGGCGCACAAGGCCAAGCCGCUGAGCCGCUCGCUCAAGGAGUUCCCGCGCGCGCCGCCGCCCGAGGGCGUGGCCCCGCGCCUCUACAGCACGCGCAGCAGCAGCGGCGGCCGCGCGCCGCUCAAGGCCGAGCGCGCCGCGCAGGCGCACGGCCCAGCCGCCUCCGCUCGCGGCGCGCCGCGGACCUUCUUUCCCCAACAGAGGUCCCAAAGCGAAAAGCAGACCUAUUUGGAAGUAAGGAGGGAAAUGCAUUUAGAAGAUGCCACCAGAUUCUGUCCAAAGGAAGAAAGAGAAAGCGAACAAACAUCUUUCAGCGAUCAAAACCCCAGGCAAGACCAGAAAGGGGGCUUUCGCAGCUCCUUCCGCAAGCUCUUUAAAAAGAAGUCCAGUGGAUCAGAAUACAGGGAAAAAACUAAUGAGAAUCCCUCAAUGGAUCCUUCACCCACCAAACAAGAUUUCUUCAGAAACCGACUUGCUCUUGCAAAUGAGCUUGACCAAGGAACAGCUGUGUAA
Messenger RNA from Dama dama (fallow deer), 2598 nucleotides. It is a transcript of the gene ARHGEF33, whose product is annotated as Rho guanine nucleotide exchange factor 33. Bases 1 to 2598 code for a protein of 865 amino acids. Lineage: Eukaryota; Metazoa; Chordata; Mammalia; Artiodactyla; Cervidae. The record is from RefSeq and is a predicted model, not a curated record. The transcript has 16 exons. Gene Ontology annotation, molecular function: guanyl-nucleotide exchange factor activity.